Molecule: messenger RNA, 1544 nt
Organism: Vigna umbellata (rice bean)
Lineage: Eukaryota; Viridiplantae; Streptophyta; Magnoliopsida; Fabales; Fabaceae
Source: RefSeq, a predicted model, not a curated record
GUUGUGCUAAUGUAAUGAAGGUAUACAAUAUGGAAUGUAGCUCUUUAGGGGGAUUAAUGUAAUAGUCUCAAUAAAUAUGAUAAUGAGAAAUCCCUUCCAGUAUGGGAUAUAUUCAAUAAUGGUUUUCUGCAUGAUUAAGAAUUUCAUAAAGUUUAAUCCGUAACAAGGUUAAGGUUAUUCUGUACUGUUAUUUACUUCACUAGUUAUUUAAAUAUAUCUUCCAGGAAAAUCAGAUGCAUCGUGCUAAAUUUUCCCUUACACCCAAGAGUGAAGUCAAGGACUUGACAGGUUCAAGUUUUCACAGUUACAAGCAAAGCAGUCUUCUGGAUCCCAUAGAAGUUUCUUCAUCUUCGGAUGAUGAAGAGGACCUUCCUAAUGAAAAUGUGUCUAAUCAAUUAGUCCUUUAUGAUCCUGUGACAAAUGGAAACAAUGCAAUUGAACUUCCACCUUAUCCUCUCCGGUGUGAACCUCCAAUGCAAACAAGAAGACAACCUUCACAUUCAAUUCCUAGAAUUUUGCCUUCAGUUGGUGCUUUCACUGUUCAAUGUGCAUCCUGCUUUAAAUGGAGGUUGAUUCCAACAAAGGAAAAAUAUGAAGAAAUCCGUGAACAUAUUCUUGAACAGCCUUUUGUUUGUCAAAAAGCUCUUGAAUGGCGACCAGAUGUAUCUUGUGAUGAUCCAGAGGAUAUUUCUCAGGAUGGCAGCAGGAUUUGGGCUAUUGAUAAGCCAAAUAUUGCGCAGCCUCCGGCUGGAUGGGAGCGACUACUAAGGAUCAGAGCUGAAGGAAGCUCCAAAUUUGCAGAUAUAUAUUAUGUGGCACCAUCAGGCAAGAGAUUACGCUCAAUGGUAGAGAUCCAGAAGUUCUUGACGGAACAUCCUGAGUAUACAAGAGAUGGGGUUACGCUUUCACAGUUCUCAUUUCAAAUACCAAGGCCAUUACAAGAAAACUAUGUGAGGAAGCGUUCCGCUAGACUUCGCUCUUCAUAUGAAGCCGGUGGACCUGUUGAACAUGAGCAAGUGACUCCUCUAGCAUGGUUAGGCCCAGAAGGCCAUUCUGAUUUGCAUGCUGGAAGACUGAGGCUUUCUGCUCCUUUCGUGGGAUCCCAUGAUCUUGACCCUAUCGGUAUCAGCCCUCCUGCAAAGAGGCAAGCGGCAACUCAGAACUUUUUUCAUAAAGAGGACCUGUAGUUAGAUGCUUGUCUUCUCGGUAGUUAAAACAGAAGGACCCUGAUCAAAUCUCUAAAUAUCCUUUUCGAUGGAGCAUUCAAGGUGUAAUAUGAGCUUGCCAAAUCAUGUGAAUAACAGUCCAGAGAAGGAACGUUGUCCUAGCGACUCGAGUUUCCUAGAAUUAGUAACCAUGGAGAUAAAGAUCUUGGCAUUCAUAGUAAAGUUGUAUUUUGCAUGUGGAAAGGUGUGGAAGGACUUUUAUUUGUACAAAAAUGGGUGCCUUCCCUUAUAGGAUAUUUAAGCCUUGACUAACAUUCUGAUGUGAAAAUAUGGCGGGUUAUUUGUUUGUAAUAGGAAGUUGAUGGUGUUUGUUCGUUA